Messenger RNA from Sinocyclocheilus grahami, 900 nucleotides. Its product is annotated as transmembrane protein 136-like. NCBI's taxonomy places the organism in Eukaryota, Metazoa, Chordata, Actinopteri, Cypriniformes, Cyprinidae. Bases 4 to 732 code for a protein of 242 amino acids. The record is from RefSeq and is a predicted model, not a curated record. The transcript has 2 exons. Gene Ontology annotation, cellular component: membrane.
GAAAUGCCUUUGAUGAUUGUGGAGACGAGCUGCAGCCUAAUUGGCUGGUACUUUCUGUAUGUGUUUCUGUGUCACUUGAACAGUGCGAGAGAUUGUGAGUGGAACUGCAGGCUGGUAACUCUGCUCCACGGCAUCCUGAUCGUCUGUGUGACUGCUUACAUUGGCUUCAUUGCUGGGCCAUGGCCUUUCACACACCCAGGCACUGAAAACACAUCUCUCCAGAUCCUGGCUCUUGUGCUCAGCUUAGGAUACUUCCUCUUUGACAUGGCUUGGUGUGUGUAUUUCCACACUGAGGGUCCAGUGAUGCUGGCCCACCACACCAUGAGCAUCCUUGGAAUCGUGCUGGCACUAGGGCUGGGCGAGUCGGGCAUCGAGACCUGCGCUGUCCUGUUCGGCAGUGAGAUCACCAACCCGCUCCUGCAGGCCCGCUGGUUCCUCAAGCGCAUGGGCCGCUAUGAGAGUUUAGCAGGAGAUGUGGUGGACCUGCUCUUCAUUCUUCUGUUUGCCUCUGUGAGGAUUGGUGUUGGGAGCAGAAUGCUGUAUUGUGAAUUAACCUCUCUGAAGCCAUCGCUUAUAGUGAAAGUUGCUGGAGUGGCUAUUUACACUCUCUCCUGGAUCUUCAUGAUAGACAUUGCACGUUUUGCCUGCAAGAAAACUCGCGCCAAAUACAGGCGAUGGAAGGAACAGUACAAGCUGGAUGAUGCUAAUGGACAUGCUGUUAAAGUCAAAUAGGCCUUUCUAUGCUUUAGAACUGAGAAAAUGGCAUUUUUGCUGAUAUAGCUAGAAAUAUUUUGUUAAUUUAACAGGGUUCCAUUUUAAUGGGUAUUUAAAAAACUCACAAAAGGUGACAUAUAUAAAACAUACCUAGAAAAAUGUAAAUCCAGUAUAGCUAUUCCUAUC